AUGGAGGGUAUUCGCCCAAAACGGCAGUCAAUCCUCAUAGGACAACGCUCACUCGAUGUCUAUGGGGAGCAGAAUCAAGGACCAAAAUUUGUCAUCUGGAUUAUUGACAAAUUCCGUAAAUGGGGUUUCUUUAUUACUCGAUGGCCAUGGACGGCUAUUAUUAUUUGUUUAAUCAUCUCAGGAUUAUCGAUGGUAAAAAUCCUGCUCACACCUCAACGAAAUGAAAUUACCGGCUAUACACCAUAUGGUGCACGGGCAAAAGAUGAAUUUCAAGAGUAUCAGGAUUUCUUUUCAGCUCAGGGAUUACCAGUAGCUCCGUAUCUGUUUGUAGUGGCGAAGGAUAAUGGCAGUAUGAUACGGCCCGAAUAUAUGCGUGAAGCGGUCGAGAUAUUAAACUACGCCAUGAACAAUAUAACGAUGUUGAAUCGGAUCACUGGGCAGAAUGAAAGCUUUAAUCAUUUUUGCGACAGUUUUUGUCAACUCAACGAGCCAAUUCGACAGUUCUACAAUGGUUACGUGAUCCUGAGUGAGCCUGGCGCUGAGCCGACUUCUCGAAUUAAACUCAGUUACCCGAUAAGUUCUGUACUUGGACGAAAAUUCAGUUUACAG
Haemonchus placei is the source of this 609-nucleotide messenger RNA. Lineage: Eukaryota; Metazoa; Nematoda; Chromadorea; Rhabditida; Trichostrongylidae. The record is from the annotation of a GenBank genome assembly.